This is a messenger RNA of Lachnellula hyalina, 1821 nucleotides long. RefSeq names its product Alkyl/aryl-sulfatase (gene BDS1). Gene Ontology annotation, biological process: dodecyl sulfate metabolic process. Gene Ontology annotation, molecular function: linear primary-alkylsulfatase activity; protein dimerization activity. The record is from RefSeq and is a predicted model, not a curated record. The transcript is spliced from 2 exons. NCBI's taxonomy places the organism in Eukaryota, Fungi, Ascomycota, Leotiomycetes, Helotiales, Lachnaceae. The coding region runs from base 1 to 1821 and encodes 606 amino acids.
AUGUCCUCCCCGGUCAUCCACCCUUCAUUCCAGGAUAACGUCGACUUCGAAAAUGCUGAAAGAGGUCUCGUCGCGUCUCUCCACACCUGUCUCGUGAACAACGAAGCUGGACAGAUUGUGUGGAACAACGAGGACUACAACUUCCUGCAAGGAAAUUGCCCAUCGACCGUGAAUCCGAAGCUAUGGCGACAAGGACAGCUGACCCGAAAGCAGGGCCUGUUCGAGGUUACCAAAGGCGUAUAUCAAGUGCGCGGCCUCGACAUCUCAAACAUGACUCUUGUUGAAGGCAAGACCGGCGUUAUUGUGCUAGACGUUCUUGCAUCAACUGAAUGCGCGGCUGCUGCACUAGGAUUCUAUCGCGCCCACCGCGGCCACCGAUCAGUGCAGGCUGUAAUCUACUCACACUCGCAUUAUGAUCACUUCGGCGGCGCGCAAGGUGUUCUUUCAACAGCUGCUGGAGAUCAGCGCGAAAUCCCCAUCAUCGCUCCAGCUGGCUUCAUGGAAGCAGUACUCAAAGAGAAUAUUGUUGCCGGCCCCGCGAUGCGAAGACGCGCAGUAUUCAUGUUUGGUGGAUCUCUACCUAUUGGACCACACGCCCAUGUCGGUUGUGGCUUAGGUAUGGCUGCUUCUGGCGGUACCACAAUCAUCGUACCACCAAACGAUAUUAUUAACGAGACCGGCGACGAACGGAUGAUCGAUGGCGUAAGAAUUGCGUUCCAGAUGGUGCCUAAGACAGAAGCACCAUGCGAGAUCAACGUCUUCUUUCCUCAUCAGCGUGCUCUCUAUAUCGCCGAGUGUGCAACUCAUACGAUGCACAAUGUCAUCACUUUACGCGGUGCACAAGUUCGGGACGCAAAGAAGUGGUCUAAGCACUUGGACGAGACACUCGAUAUGUACGGUUUUGAUUCCGAUGUGGUCUUUUCGGGUCAUCACUGGCCAACGUGGGGCCACGACAAUAUCAUCAAGUUCAUUUCAGACCAACGAGACCUCUACGGCUAUAUGCAUGAUCAGACGGUUAGGCUUAUGAACAAAGGGAUGACUGGGAUUGAGAUAGCGGAACAGCUCCAGCUCCCGCCAGCUUUGAAACAAGAAUGGUAUGCCGGUGAAUUCUACGGCUGCUUGUCGCAGAAUGUGAAGGGCAUCUACCAGCGUUACAUGACAUGGUUUGAUGGUAACCCAGCCAAUAUAUGGAAGCAUCCACCAAAGGAGGAGGGAAAGCGCUAUGUUGAAUGCAUGGGUGGCGUCGAGGUUGUCAUUAAAAAGGCAAAAGAGUUCACCGACAGAGGCGAUCUUCGGUUCGCUGCAACACUGCUUGACCAUGUUGUGGCGGCGGAACCAAGCAACAAACGAGGACAACAGCAACUAGCAUCGGUAUACCAGCGGCUCGGCUUCAGUGCUGAAAAUGCGGUUUGGCGCAAUUUCUAUCUUACUGCCGCACAGGAGCUUGGCAGCGAAAGCAAGGGAGCACCGCAAAGUGUUAUCGCCAUCAAUCCGCAAUCAACUGUAGAAGAUUGGCUCGACGCUCUUUCGCUGCAGAUAGAUGGACCGAAAGCUUGCGAAAUAUCUGUCCAGACGAUCGUGAUCAAUAUCCCGGACGAACAGACAACGUGGACAUUGAUAUUACGGAAUGGCACACUAACUUACCGGAGUAAGGCUUUCAGGGCUGCGCAGAGUAGCGGCUCUGCAGAUUUGAUGGUCACAGUCAGCAAGAGCGAGAUGUACGACAUGGUCGCCAAAGGCAACAUAGAUGCAGCAAAGAAGACCGGGGAAGGCAAGAUGGAGAAGCUGACUACUUUACUAGAAUUAGGUAAUAUUAUAUAG